This is a messenger RNA of Panicum virgatum (switchgrass), 1089 nucleotides long. Its product is annotated as plant cysteine oxidase 2-like. Gene Ontology annotation, molecular function: oxidoreductase activity, acting on single donors with incorporation of molecular oxygen, incorporation of two atoms of oxygen. NCBI's taxonomy places the organism in Eukaryota, Viridiplantae, Streptophyta, Magnoliopsida, Poales, Poaceae. The record is from RefSeq and is a predicted model, not a curated record. The transcript is spliced from 4 exons. The coding region runs from base 1 to 999 and encodes 332 amino acids.
AUGGAAAGCAGCGCAGCUGGCGUUGUGAGGAGCGAGGAAUCGCGGGAAGGACCCCUUUCCGGCGGAGUGGCGGAGCGCGGAGGUGCUGGACGAUCGCGCGGCGAGGAGGUUGAGGGCGGGGGAGCUGGGGAGCGACGCCCUGGGGUGGCGGCGAGGCCAGGAAGCGCGGCGGCGGCGCCGCUGUCGGGGCAGAAGAGGAGGCGGGAGGCGGAGGACGGCGGGAGCGGGAGCGGGAGGGAGAGCGGCGGCGACAACUCGUCGCAGCUGGCGGCGCCGCGGCGCCACCCCGCGAAGGGGCCGCCGCCGGUGCCGCGCGUGGUGUUGCGGCCGGUGCCGCCUCUCCAGGGGCUCGUGAACGCCUGCCGCACCGUGUUCACCGGCUCCAGCUUGCCACCGAUGGCCCCCGUCGUCCACUUCAUCCGCAGCAUAAUGAAUCUGAUCGGGCCGUACGACGUCGGGCUCAGGGACGAUAUCGCAGUGUUCUUCCUGCCCUUCGGAACGGUCAUGCCGCUCCACGACCACCCCGGCAUGACGGUGUUCAGCAAGCUCCUCAUCGGGUCGGCGCACGUCGAGGGCUACGACUGGGUCCGCCCCCGCGUCUCCGGCGGGGGGUCCAGGAUGCUCGCGGAGAAGGUGCUGGACCGCGACGUCACGCCGGCGUCCGGCACCUGGGCGCUGUUCCCGGAGGCCGGCGGGAACAUGCACCGGUUCGUGGCCGGCGAGGAGACCCACUGCGCGUUCCUCGACGUCCUCGCGCCGCCCUACGCCCCGGCGGAGCAGCGGCGCUGCACGUACUACAAGGACACCCCCUACGAGCCAUGCCGCUGUAAGCACUGCUGCUCCCUAGCUCGCCUCACAAACAGGAUCGGAGCUCGAUGUGAUCAUUCUCAUACGACGCAGAGGCACGGGCGGCCGCUGGCAUGGCUGGAGGAGGAGGUCGACGAGCCUAGGGACUUGCGGAUUGUUAGUUUGCCGUACCGAGGCCCGAAAAUCUAUUAGCAUCCCCUGCGGCAGAUUGCUGGCUUGGAUUAAAUCUUAUUUGGGUGAUGCAGAUCACGAUCCAAACUGUGCCGGAUAAGAAAUUAGCAU